UCACUAUAAAUACUCUGUACCGAUGCGACCUUUGUGGUUCCCGGGCCUCUGAAACCGGUGUAGUCUUUUAUCCGGACUUGCUUUUACUUUCACUUUCACUUUCACCUUUCAAUGAAGUUGAUGGAUUGAUUGACCAUGUCGACCCUUACGCCUCCUUCUUUUGCUUCUGCCUCUGGUGCUGCUGGUGCUGCUUAUAGUACUAGCACUACUGUUAGUAAACAGAGAAGACCCAGUGAUCCUCCCGCUCCUUCUUAUCGAGAAGCUUCUAUGUUGGCUUCUGACGCCAUGUCAAGUCCUCCUCCUAUCAUGCCUCGAUCCAAGAUGGUGGCCAAGCCAGUCCUACAGCAGACACAGACUCAACCUCAUCAUCAAGAAACAUCAGGAGUACACACAGUGCCGGUACCAGUUGUAAGAGAAGAAGAGACUCCGACUGUCACUCAGGAGAUGACUUCCACGGAUGACAGCAGUCAGAACCCCAUCGACCAUAUUAAUAAUAAUAUUAUUAUUAUUGAUAACAUGCAGAGCAACAACACCAUUGAUAUUGAUACCCUCACUUCUGGCACUUGUGGACCUGAACGGCAUGCUCAAGACAAACUCUAUGACCAGCAGUUGCAAGACAUUCAAGAACAGCAAAAGCAAGCAUCCAACUUGAAUGGACCUUCUGUCAUUUUUGAUGGAGACCAUUUGAAAGAAGAAAAAGUUCAAGAAAUAGAAGCCAAGGAUGACUUGGAUGAAGAAGAGGGAGAAGAUCAUGACAAAUUUGAAAUGGGAGGACCUGAAAUGGGAGUCCCAAAUGCGGAAGGAUCCAGACAAAAGAGCUUUAGGUCAUUUUUCGUACACCUAAACAACACUUCCUCCAGAGUCUCACAGCUCAUUUCAAGGCUAUCUGGAUGGUCUGAUAACACUCCUCCCGAGUAUGAUCAUGAUCAUGAUCAUGGACAACGAGACAUUGGAGCAGAUGACCUGGUCUUGCCCGCGAACAGAUCCUCUCAAAAAGCACUCCAAGCCAGACAAACAUGCAUGUGCAUCUUUUGCAUUCUCAUCAUUGCGGCCAUUAUCGUACCCGUUGCUGUCUGCAGUCUGGCGGAAAUGUGCUCCAGCAACGACAACGACAAUAGUGACAAUUCCAGUCAAGAUGAUAACAUACCCACCAUGGCACCCACCACCAUUGUGCCGCCCGAUCUAACCAUGCCACCCAUUUCAGUAAUGCCAAACAACAACCGCACCACCACCAACAACAACGUCGAAUUUGUCACGGUCAAUCUAGGACAAACAGGAGCCAUGAUUGACAUUCCAGAAUACACGGUGCCCCAAUUGGAUGAUCCAUUCUCUCCACAAUACAAGGCAUAUGCAUGGUUCAUCUACACCUAUCCCGCGGAAAUCCUGCAAGACAUGCCCAUGUGGAGGAUCCAACAAAUCUUUGCAUUGGCCACUCUAUUCUUCUCCUUGAGAGGUGGUCGUUGGCAUCCCACCAAUCGACAGCAAUGGCUCAACUCGUCCAUGUCCGAGUGUCAAUGGUCCUCCGAUUUGGUUUGCUACGGUCCCGACGACAACACACAACAAGAACUCGAAGGAGUCGUUCAAACCAUUAGUUUUAACGAUUUCGUUUUCCCACUCAACAACGGCACUCUACCCAUGGAAUUGGAAUUGCUAUCUGAGCUACGGAUGCUGCAAGUCAAUGGGGCUGGUUUGACCACGGAAAUGGAGGCAUUCUUCCCUGCUGCACGUCUUACGGGCCUCUCGCUAUUCCAAACGCUGUCUGUAGGCGACAAUCAAAUUCGUGGAACCCUGCCGAGUGAACUUGGAUUACUUUCUGCACUUCAGUCCAUCAGUGCACAGAACAAUGCUCUCACCGGAGCGAUUCCAAGUGAAUUGGGUUUGUUGGCUGGUCUAGAACAACUGUGGCUGGACGGGAACAACCUAUCGGGUCAAGUUCCCAUGCCUCUUUGCCAAAUGACUAUCCAACGGGGUGGUGUGGAUCUCGAUGUGGAUUGUGCCACAGUGGUCUGUCCAGAAAAUUGCAACUGUGACUGCACCUAAGCAGCAGCAGCAAACAACAACAUCACCCAAUCAACAAACAGGAAUGAACGGAUUCGGCAGGUGUGUCUCCAUUCCUUGAUUGUCCGUCGGAUCAAAUGUCGAUUAUGUGACUUCCUUCUACGUGUGGUUCAUCACAAAUAAAUCAUUAAAGUCUUCAUGAUUGCAUAGUCUAAAGUAACAACAAACAAACACUGCUAAGUG
Messenger RNA from Seminavis robusta, 2241 nucleotides. The record is from the annotation of a GenBank genome assembly. Lineage: Eukaryota; Bacillariophyta; Bacillariophyceae; Naviculales; Naviculaceae.